CACAUACGUGACAAGCAACAUGGUCUCUUUACCCCACAGCAUUUUCAGUCAGUCCUGGAUCGAUGUUCGGUCGGCCAUCCUGACCAGGCUGUGGCUCUCACCAAGCUCGCGUGGGCCCGCCUUGAAGGCUACUUCCAAACGGUAAUCAAGACAGACUCUAUCAUUUCUCACGAAGCCCUUGCAUUGCAUCCGCCAGGCUACUCUGAUCGUCCAUUAUUUAUCUAUCACCUCCUCAAUGGAAUCUGUGCAACUGUCCUGCAAGCUAGAGAACAACAGCAUCACGGCAGGGGCAAGUGGCUAGACGAAUGCAUACAAUGUCGUCAUGCAGCCGUUUUUCUCUGCUCUGAGAGACAUUCUGAACACGAAACCUACCUGAAUAGCUUGGCCUUGUCACUCGAUUACCGCUCGGAUCACCGAGGCAACUCUCAUGACCUCAAUGAGGCCAUUUCUUUGUAUGAAGAAACCCUGUGCCUGUGCCGUGCUGGGCACAGAUCUCGUGAUCCCUUCAAGUGUUGA
Suillus fuscotomentosus is the source of this 516-nucleotide messenger RNA. RefSeq lists its product as uncharacterized. The transcript is spliced from 2 exons. NCBI's taxonomy places the organism in Eukaryota, Fungi, Basidiomycota, Agaricomycetes, Boletales, Suillaceae. The annotation marks the transcript as partial. The record is from RefSeq and is a predicted model, not a curated record.